Molecule: messenger RNA, 707 nt
Organism: Engraulis encrasicolus (European anchovy)
Lineage: Eukaryota; Metazoa; Chordata; Actinopteri; Clupeiformes; Engraulidae
Gene: uqcr11
Product: cytochrome b-c1 complex subunit 10
Exons: 3
Coding region: 103-273 (56 amino acids)
Biological process (GO): mitochondrial electron transport, ubiquinol to cytochrome c
Cellular component (GO): mitochondrial inner membrane
Source: RefSeq, a predicted model, not a curated record
UCCGCUUAGCAUUUUUACUCCCCCAAGUAGGCAGUAGCUGCAUUUGAAGACACACACACAGACACGGCUGGUUUCACGGCAUCAAGAAAGAUCACCAGCAACAUGAUCUCGAAAAUCAUCGGCGAGAAAUACAUCUCCAUCGUAAAGACGUGGAUCCCCACCUUGGCGGUGUGGGGUGGCGUAGGGGGCGUGGCUCUGGUCCACUUUACUGACUGGAGGCUGUUUCUGGACUACGUUCCCUACAUCAACGGCAAGUUCAAGAAGGACGAGUAGAGAGCACACAAGAGCUUCCCUGGACGUGUGUGAUGUCUGCUGAGGAACUGCACACCUUCCGCCAUCCAACAAACCAACCAACCAAUCGCCAUCAAUCUUCUUUCUACAUCCAAUGACUCGACCAGAGGGACGGCUGUGACGUGUGUGUGAAACAUGCGUCGAUAUAAUUCAACAACACACAACUCCACAAUAUAAUAAUUUAAAAAGACUUUAUUGUUUUGUACUUCCUAUUUCUUGUGUGGGUGUGUGCGGUUGUCAGAAAAGAAAAACAACCUAUAUGAUGUCGAUGUAAUUUUAACUUUUUUUUUUCUCUUGUUUUUCUUUUUCUUUCUUUUGAUUUCAAAAACCAGGAAGUGUGCCCAUGGUGCGUUUCCUUUGGUUGUUGUCCAAUUAAUAAAAAGAAAACAAUGUCAACACAGUUUGACGAAAAGUUG